AUGGCGUCGCUGGGGCGGCUCAAGUCUUCCAUCUUCGAUAGGGAGGAGAGGAAGAUGCAGUACCAAUCGCACAUCCGCGGGCUAAACGCCUAUGAUCGCCAUAAGAAGUUCAUGAAGGACUAUGUUAAGUUUUAUGGCCAUGAGAAAAAUGUGGAUAGUAGUUUGCCCAUCAAAACUGAUAAAGAUACACUGAGAGAAGGAUACAGGUUCAUUCUUUCCGAGGAAGAUGACAUGGAUUCAACUUGGGAGAAGAGGCUGGUCAAACGUUACUAUGACAAGCUUUUUAAGGAGUAUUGCAUUGCUGACAUGACGCAUUACAAAAAAGGCAAGAUUGGAUUGAGAUGGAGAACAGAAAAGGAGGUGAUAUCUGGCAAGGGACAAUUUAUCUGUGGUAAUAGGCAUUGUGAUGAAAAAUAUGGUCUAGGUAGUUAUGAGGUCAAUUUUUCUUAUGUUGAAGCAGGGGAACAGAAACAAGCACUAGUGAAGUUGGUAGCUUGCAAAAGAUGUGCAGAAAAGCUUGCUUAUAAGAGGCAAAAGGAGAAAGAGAAGGAAAAUGAGCUCUCUGGUGAAAAGGAAAUUGAAUUGAAAGACAGCGACAAGAGAAAGAGAAAACAUGAGCAAAAUGACGAUACCUCGGAGGACGAGGACGAGAAAUAUAGAAGAAAGAAAAAAGACCGGAGUGGAGCUUCUUCAAGGAGUUCAGGGAAUAAUGACGAAGGCUUCGAGGAGUACCUCGAAGGCAUGUUUCUGUGA
Molecule: messenger RNA, 753 nt
Organism: Miscanthus lutarioriparius
Lineage: Eukaryota; Viridiplantae; Streptophyta; Magnoliopsida; Poales; Poaceae
Source: the annotation of a GenBank genome assembly